This is a messenger RNA of Nanorana parkeri, 932 nucleotides long. RefSeq names its product gamma-glutamyltransferase light chain 1-like. The record is from RefSeq and is a predicted model, not a curated record. Gene Ontology annotation, molecular function: glutathione gamma-glutamate hydrolase. The annotation marks the transcript as partial. The transcript is spliced from 5 exons. Gene Ontology annotation, biological process: glutathione catabolic process. NCBI's taxonomy places the organism in Eukaryota, Metazoa, Chordata, Amphibia, Anura, Dicroglossidae.
CUGAUGAAGAAUUUGACUUCAGACUUCUAUGCAGAGGGACUGAGACAGAAAAUCACAGAUAAUACCACUCACCCAUCUGAUUACUAUGAGCCCAUGUUCUAUGUUCCAGACAAUCAUGGCACAGCACACUUGUCAAUUGUAGCAGCAGAUGGAAGUGCAGUAUCGGCCACCAGCACCGUUAACCUCUACUUUGGCUCUAAGGUGCGCUCCAAUGUCACAGGAAUAAUAUUCAAUGAUGAGAUGGAUGAUUUUGGAUCACCUUUGAUAGUCAAUGGGUUUGGAAUCCCUCCAUCACCAGCUAAUUUUAUCAGACCAGGAAAAAGGCCCCUCUCCUCUAUGUGCCCCUCCAUCAUUUUAGAUAAGAAUAAUAAAGUGCAUAUGGUUGUUGGAGCCUCCGGAGGAACUAGAAUCACAACAGCGACUGCACUGGUCAUUAUGAAUUCGCUCUGGUUUGGUCACGAUAUUGGCCCAUCUGUAGAGUUGGCGAGAGUGCAUAAUCAGUUAUUUCCCAAUGACACCACACUAGAAGAGACCAUGGAGCAGAGUGUUGAAAAAGAACUAGUGAAACGUCAUCAUAAUGUAGUGUAUGGUAGAAGAGCCGGGUCUGUGGUCCAGGCUGUUGUACGGACAGGGAACAAGUGGGCAGCAGCUUCGGACACACGGAAGGGAGGCUAUCCGGCAGGUUACUGAUCUUUAUCUCUCUUAUGAACUGAUGACUGCAAAAAGCUCACUGAGACCAUUAUAUAGCACUUUGUAAGUGGCUUCUAACUAACUUCCAUAGAUUAUCUACUCCUACUAAGACUCCAUCACUCAGGGACUAUACUAUGUUGACUACUACAGAAAUACAAUGGACUUAUUCAAUUGGAUCCUCUUCAAAUGUUCUUCAAAGUGAAUUUUCAAUAGAUCACCAUCAGAUAAGGGAAACAAUUUAG